AUGAUCGUGUGUCAACUCGGUCGGAGGCCUACCAAGAAUAUUAAUGUAGGUCAGUUACGAAUAUAAACAAGGUACUUCACUGCCAUCAUACCUGACUACUAAAUAAUGUGCACAGCUUUCUCUGCUAAUGACAAUCAUAUGAAGUGAUAUUGAUAGCGAUAUCGUUUACUGGAAAACAGACUUACCGCUGACUUUUGUCGAGUUUGGAAACAUUUGGUGACAGUUCGAUGGCGAAUGGCGACUGCAAUCUUUACAGCGGCAAUAUGAAGAGAAGAAGAGUGAGUGAUGACUGUGCAAUGACUACAGAAACUGGGAUUGUUAGGAGAGGCUCACAUUUCCUCACAUUACACAGUAGCACAGCAGUAUAUCAGACAGAGGAAUUCAAACCAAAAGGAUCCACACUCUACAUACCAUUGUCAGAAGAUGUGAUGAUCAACACAAGCAAAAUUGAUGAAAUAACAUUUUCUACUGGGAAUUUUUUCAUUGGCAACGAACAAGGUGCUUUUUUAAGGACAGAGCAAGGUUGCGCUAUCAAUAUGUGGAAGUUUGACAAAGUGUCGCGAAAACUUUUCGUAUCAAGAUCAUUUCUUUUCACAAGUGAACAGGUCUAUGCUGAAGUAAUAAGAUCUUUACAAGAAAUGUGAUGUGGAUUCCCGGUGUAAAAGAUGGCCGUCUUGGUGCAAUGAUAAGAUUUCAAAUGUUUGACUGUUUCUUCAUUUCAAACCAUUAAUUUGGCAAUACUCAUUCACAAAGAAUGUAUGCUUUUUUACUUUAUUCCAGUAAAAAAAGUACUAGUAUUCAAUUAUCACAAUGAUAAUUUUUUGUAAUGCUCAAUUCACAAUUCUGCCAACUUAAUAUUCCAAUCUCUGAAAUAAGUAUUAUCAUAUCAUUUUGUACUUUACUGCUCUCACUUUGAAUAAAAACCAUUAUUUUGC
This is a messenger RNA of Lingula anatina, 935 nucleotides long. RefSeq lists its product as uncharacterized. The record is from RefSeq and is a predicted model, not a curated record. NCBI's taxonomy places the organism in Eukaryota, Metazoa, Brachiopoda, Lingulata, Lingulida, Lingulidae.